Molecule: messenger RNA, 1180 nt
Organism: Rhagoletis pomonella (apple maggot)
Lineage: Eukaryota; Metazoa; Arthropoda; Insecta; Diptera; Tephritidae
Exons: 3
Coding region: 548-964 (138 amino acids)
Source: RefSeq, a predicted model, not a curated record
CCCAUUCGCUGACGUCACACAAUACUUUUGUUUACAUUUUCUGGUUCGUGACGUUUUAGGUUAUUUCAACUUUACAAAUUUACAAAUUCGGAAGACUUUGAGCGUUGUUUUGUUUUUUGUGAAAACUGAUAAAAAAAAGUUAUAAAUUAAAGAAAAAAAUGAGUGCAGUGGUUAAUUGUGCUAGUGUAAGUGCUAAAGGAUCUGGGUGCGCUUUUUUUACUUUUCCGGCCGACAUUGAGUUGGUGGACGAUUUUCAACGCCCGAACCAGCGUCAUCUGUGUAAAACACUUCACCACUGAUGACUUCGAGAACGAGCUUCAAUAUAAAAUGGGCUACGCUAAAAAGCGUAAACUAAAGCGGGGCGUUGUGCCGACAAUUUUCAAGCCUGCUGCGGAAAUACUAGAUCCUGACAAGGAAGCCCAGCAGCAAGUGUACAAAACCAUUGUGAGCGAUCUACUGGAGCAGUCCACUUCCAAAGGCAUUACAAGUUUAUAUAGUUGAAGUUCUCCUAGUUAUAAAAAAGUACAUUUCAGAAGCCGAAGGUAUUAUGGGCCAUAACCGCGCUGACGAGGAGAACUGUGGCAUAUUGCCAGAUGCGUUGACGCCUCUGUGUUCCCCACAUCGUGCCACACCUAGCAAGGCGUUUUACUAUGACAGCACGCUUAAGGAGGUUGAAGAUCUGCAAGAAAAAUUACGAGCUUCAUUACGCGAAAACGCUUUUCUCAAAAGCGAACACAGCAAGCAACAAAGCGAGAUUGCGGCUUUAAAGCGAGAAGCGCAUUUGCAGCAGAAAAGGCAUGACUGGGAAGUGGAGUCCUUGCGUAAGAGCUUGUCGGAGGUGAGAAUGGAGUUGGCAAGUGUGGAAGAAAAGUUGGCAAAAAUUUUUUUCGAUUGGCGCAAUCUUGUAUUCUAUCAUUCUUGCCCAAGUAUCAUUAAUCUGCAUCAACAAGUUGGGGAGAUAUGACGAAUAAAAAUGUUCUCUCUGCUAGAGGCGUGUACUUUAUCUUUAAAAAUAAUAAUAUUAAUAGAGUUUCCCCCAGGGAUCACAUUAAUCUGCUGUAAAAACUUCAUAAACAUCGGUUUAGUACUUUGGACGCCUAUAAAAGACACACACACACGUACAUAUAUGUAUAUGCAUUCAUUUUUAUACCCGAGCGCACUUGUGCACAAGGGUAUUAUA